Cydia pomonella (codling moth) is the source of this 4341-nucleotide messenger RNA. RefSeq lists its product as uncharacterized. The coding region runs from base 22 to 4341 and encodes 1439 amino acids. Gene Ontology annotation, biological process: DNA integration. NCBI's taxonomy places the organism in Eukaryota, Metazoa, Arthropoda, Insecta, Lepidoptera, Tortricidae. Gene Ontology annotation, molecular function: zinc ion binding; nucleic acid binding. The transcript has 3 exons. The record is from RefSeq and is a predicted model, not a curated record.
UUUUUACCACGCUACACACGAAUGGAGGCGGACGAUGACCCAGGGACACCCAGGUCACAAGGCCAGGACUUGUCUUACAACAGCCCAGAAACACCUAGGUCGCGGGGCCAGGACUCUUAUCACAACGGCGAGAGAGUGUAUUACGACAGCCCAGGAGCGCCCAGGUCACAGGGCCAGGGUUCGUAUUACGACAGCCCAAGAGCGCCCAGGUCACAGGGCCAGGGUUCGUAUUACGACAGCCCAAGAGCGCCCAGGUCACAGGGCCAGGGUUCGUAUUACGACAGCCCAAGAGCGCCCAGGUCACAGGGCCAGGGUUCGUAUUACGACAGCCCAGGAGCGCCCAGGUCACAGGGCCAGGGUUCAUGUUAUUAUAUCCCAGAAGCGCCCAGGCAGCAGGGUCAGGGAUCGUAUUACGGCAGCCCGGAAGCGCCCAGGUCACGGGACCAGGUAAUGUACCACGACAUAUCACCAUCACCUAGAUCACGAAGCCAGCCGCUGUACCAUAAUGACCUAGGAGCACAUAGGUCAAAAGAUUACGGUUACGAAAAUGAAAACUACGGUUACAGAAGAGGUAGAGGCAGCCGCAGACAUCGUCGCAGUCCAUCAGAAAGAGACAGCCGCAGAUAUCCACGCAGCCCGUCAGAAAGAGGUAACCGCAGACAUCGACACAGUCCGUCAGGCCGCAGAUAUCCACGCAGCCCGUCAGAAAGAGGCAGCCGCAGACGUCGACACAGUCCGUCGGAAAGAGUCAAUCGCCAACAUCGACACAGCUCGUCAGAAGAAUCUGGUGAACACUACGAUAGAUAUAUAAAACGGCCAAGGUUAUCGAAAUCAAACGGGGAAUAUCGCGACUCUGCUGUCCUAGAUAAGUUUCUUCAUGUGUUGAAGCAAAUCAAACGAUCUGAUAAACCGAAACUUUCCUUUAAUACUAAUGUUGUACCCGAAUUUGACCCAAUGUCCAAGGAACAGACUGUAAUAAAUUGGCUUACAAAGGUCGAAGAAUGCGCCAGUAUAUACCAAUGGGACGAUAGAGAAUUGAUUCACUAUGCUCUCCCCAAACUCACAGGCGUUGCAAAAACUUGGUACCAAGGUCUAUCUAGCGUUUUAUUCACAUGGCCCGACUGGAAGAAAAAACUCAUCGAAUCAUUUCCCUGUCGCGAGGAUUACGCCGAGAUUCUUACAGAAAUGCUCUCAAAAAGGGCCCGUUUUGGAGAAUCACUGGAACAGUACUACUAUGCGAAGGUAAAUCUCUUAAACAGGUGCAAAAUAUACGGAAGACAAGCUGUUGAUUGUAUUCUCUACGGCGUAGAUGACCGCGCGGUAAAGGUAGGUGCCCAAGCAGCCCAGUUCUCUGAACCUGAACAAGUCUUGAAGUACUUUAGAACAGUGAAGGUGGGACAGAUACGGGAUAGAGACAUUCAAGAUUCUUCUCGAAAGUUUCGCCAAAAUGACUACAGGAAUAAAUCUGCCCGGCCUCAGAUGUCGAAGGACACGUCGAAAGACAACUCUAACAACGGCGAGGUAUGUUUUAAUUGCAGUGAAACUGGACACCGCGCCAGUAAAUGUAAGAAACCUGCUGCCACAUGCACGUAUUGCGACAAAAGGAAUCACUUGGCAGAACACUGUUUUAAGCGACUGCGCGAGUCUAACGAUGUGAAAGUGGAGGAAUCACGAGGGAAAGAGCGUAAGGAGAAGCAGGUUGCCGCAGUACACAUGGGUGAUACAAAUAAUAAAUAUAAAAUGGACGUCAAGGUCAACAACUCAAUGAUUAAAUGUUUCGUAGAUCUCGGCAGCGAAUGCUCGCUAAUAACAAUUAAUGCAGCCAAACAGUUGAAUCUGGACAUUGACACGUCCGAGGAACUCCCAGUGCUGAACACCGUUGGAGCUAAUUUGGUAUCACCUGUGGGUAUAGUAACAGGCAGUGUUGAAGUUCAAGGCAUAAAGGAAGUUAUUGAUCUAUAUGUCGUUGAAAACCAUGUGAUUAAACGACCAGUUUUACUGGGCCAUUCCUUCACGGAAAAACCGGACAUCACAAUAAUUAAAACUUCAAAGGAACUUAUCUUCAUCAAGACUGCAAAUGGCAAGUUACACCUGAAGGUACGUAACCAAGUCUCCCUGCCAUGCAAUAUGUUGACACCAGUCACUGUGGAAUCGACGUCUCUCGUUACUGGAACAAUUACCAUUAACGGCUCACUAAGAGGAGCAGAAGGAAAGAAAUAUUACUUGCUCCCAGGACAAUACGACAUCAACUCCGGUACCAGCACACUGCUCCUUCUGAAUGCAUCGUCUGACGUAAUUACUCUGAACAGUGGUUUUCUUCUGACGCGUGCUGAGUUCCAGCCAACCGACGACGGCGACGACACCACAUACGACUGUUGUGGAGUGACAUUCGACGAAAAGGAAGUUGAUGCGUCAGUUAACUGUGGUACAAAUGUGAACAAAGAAGAACGUUUGAAACUUCAACAACUUUUAUCGAAAUUCGGCGAUUGUUUUUCGAAAGGUCUCGGUGAUCUAGGUUUCACGAAGGUAUCAGAAAUGGUUAUCGAACUUGAAGAGUCAACUCCGGUCGUUUACCGCCCGUACCGCAUGUCACACGCCGAAAGAACACUGGUAAGAAAUAUGGUUCAAGAAAUGCUUGAUAGUGGGAUCGUAAGGGAGUCUUCGUCACCAUAUGCGAGCCCUAUAGUAUUAGUCCAAAAGAAGACCGGCGAGAAGCGAUUGUGCGUGGACUAUAGGGCCCUUAACCGCAAAACUAAGAAGGAUCAUUACCCACUCCCCAGAGUUGAAGAUCAGCUGGACCAGCUUUCUGGAAACACAUUAUUCACUUCCCUGGAUUUAGCAUCGGGAUACUAUCAGAUCCCCAUUUCGGAGGAGUCACGGCACAAAACUGCUUUUGUCACACCUGACGGACAAUAUGAAUAUAACCGAAUGCCAUUCGGACUAGUUAAUGCGCCGUCAGUGUUCCAGAGGACAAUAAACAAAAUUUUGUCGGAAGCCAAAGUUAAGUACGCCAUUGUCUAUAUGGAUGACAUUUUAAUCCCAUCAAAAGAUGUUGAUGAGGGAUUACAAAGGCUGGAAGAAGUACUUAACUUACUAAAGGAAGGAGGACUAACGCUAAAAUUAAAUUGCAAUGCCCUCAGAUAUACACUCACCAAACGCGACGUUAUUCCACGGGUGGCGAGAUGGUGGGUACAAAUACAAGAAUAUGAUUGUUCCAUCGAAUAUCGACCCGGCGCACGCAUGCUACACGCAGAUGCACUUAGUCGCCACCCUGUUGAUGACGGUGUACAAGAAUCUCACGUUCUUGAUGUACUACUCACUACGGAAGUAAGUGACCAAGACUGGAUCUCGACUGUCCAGAGCGCGGAUACAGAAAUUAAAAAAAUAAAGGAAACCCUCAACGACCCAAAUUCCGAACAGGUAAUUGACUACCUUAAUAAUUAUAAACUCAAAAAUGACCGUGUCUACCGCAUCGUGGCUGACGAAUUAAAAUGGGUAGUGCCCAAGAGUGUUCAUGGCUUCACAAAGUACGCAAACAUAACCCCUGUCAAGAACACAAAGUCAGCUACCUCUAUCAAAGUAAUUAAAGAGCACAUAAGUUAUUUCGGAGUACCAACCCGUCUCAUUACAGAUAAAGGAACUAGCUUCACAAGCAAGACGUUCAAAGAAUUCGUCUCAUCUCAUGGCAUUAAACAUAUUGAGAAUGCCGUGGCUACUCCCCGGGCCAACGGCCAAGUAGAGAGAUUUAAUAGAACAAUCCUUAAUGCCUUAUCUACCUCCACACAUGGCAAAGAUGAGAAGGAUUGGGACCAAUACGUUGCCGAGAUUCAGGUAGGUCUGAACACCACAACGCAUAAAACUACUCAGAAAACUCCAUCUGAACUUCUAUUUGGAUUCAAUGUUACAAGUAAUUCGCAAGGGAUACUGAACUCUGUCAUAAGAGACACGCUAAAUGUUGUAAAUACGGAAGACCUAAAUGAUGUUAGAGAACAGGCUAAACAAAAAAUAACUGAGCAGCAAAAUAAAGAUGCACUAAGGUUUAAUAAAAGCCGAAAACCCGGUACGACUUACAGGGAAGGUGAUCUGGUGCGCGUAAAGAGACAAGUACCACAUGAUGGAAAGUCACAAAAGCUUGUAAGUAAGUACCAGGGACCAUAUCGUAUCUUGAAAGUUCUCCCUAAUGAUAGAUACCUUAUAGGAGAUACCCCCUUAACAAAGAAGAAAGGUCGCAGGUAUGAAAAUGUGGUAGCACUCGAUAAAAUUCAACCCUGGUUAAAUUUUGUAAGAGAAUUCGAUAGCGAUGUUGAUACUGGAUGUUCUAGUAGUGAUCAUGAACAAUAA